UGAUCGUUACGCUAAGGGAGAUAGAGCUGGUAGAGGACGCAAGAUUCGAUCGAGAGCGUUGAAAGCGCAGAGAGCGUGCCUUAAGGCGAGACGAACGAUAACUUGUGUACAGCCACCGAUUUUACGUAUCGGAUCGAUCGCAGAAAUUAUCGUUGUCGACUGGAUCAAUUGUCAGCUACCAGAACCAUGUGGGGCGAGCGGAUAUUUUACCGGAUAUGGGGGCAUGUCGUCGAAUUAAUUAAUAGGCUUAUGUUGGGAUUCUGGAUAUAUUUCCAUGAGAUUGUUUCCAUGAGAUUCAUUGAGAUUGAUAAGCCAGUAAAUUUUUGGCAAGACGGACCCGCGCACACCAUGAUAUGCAGGUGCUAUGAAGUCCGAGAUGUCGGACCUCAAACCGAUCACCUACCCAAAACCCGGGAUGGGGCGGUUCAGACGGACCCGCACCCCAAGUAUCCACCCCUGUGGAUGGUGCGCGAGAAGAGACGCCGCUUACUCGCUCGAGAUCCACUACUGUAGGUAUCUGGACCCAGCAACUCUCGACCCCCGGACCCCCGACCAGCAACGUCGCAGAACUGCACGCCGAGCUCAUCCCGGAGUAGCGAUAUUCCACCGAAUGACUUCUGGAACUGCGGUGAUGUGGCGCACCAUUAUUCCAAUUACCCACAACCCCGAAGGUUGCAAUUCUGUUAUGGAUGCGGAAGAAGAGGAGUCACCAUAAGGACUUGCCCCCAUUGUAGAAGAGCCUAGAGAGACCUCGAACUUUAUCAUCCCGAUCGCAGGCAUGAUUUUUGAAAGAAAUAGAGGCUGUCGAGUACCGAAAGACCCAAAAGGAAAACAAUAAAAACUAAAGUUAUAAUAGUAAUAAUAAUAAUAAAA
This is a messenger RNA of Wasmannia auropunctata (little fire ant), 873 nucleotides long. RefSeq lists its product as uncharacterized. Lineage: Eukaryota; Metazoa; Arthropoda; Insecta; Hymenoptera; Formicidae. The record is from RefSeq and is a predicted model, not a curated record. The coding region runs from base 365 to 715 and encodes 116 amino acids. The transcript is spliced from 2 exons.